This is a messenger RNA of Gilbertella persicaria, 3695 nucleotides long. RefSeq lists its product as uncharacterized. The coding region runs from base 135 to 3476 and encodes 1113 amino acids. The record is from RefSeq and is a predicted model, not a curated record. Gene Ontology annotation, biological process: nuclear division. Gene Ontology annotation, cellular component: cytoplasm; nucleus. Gene Ontology annotation, molecular function: mRNA binding. Lineage: Eukaryota; Fungi; Mucoromycota; Mucoromycetes; Mucorales; Choanephoraceae. The transcript is spliced from 7 exons.
UUUUUUUUAAAAAAAACAUAUAUCUAUCUUUCUUUAAUAUAUAAAACGCGAAAGAUAAAAAAAAGAAAGAAUUAUUGAUUUUUUCUUAUUGUUUUAUUACUUUACUUUAUACGCUUAUAUAUACAUAUAUAUAUAUGGCUGCGCUGUCAUUUUGCUACGCACCACCUGUAUCGGGCCAAUAUGCCCAACAUAUCAACAAAGAUGAAACAACAACCAUAAGCAACUUACGUUCUACUUGUCAGAAAAUUAUGGCAGCAAGGAACUGUCAAAUUUCAUUCAUGUCCACCAAAACAAAACAGACAAAUAGCACAGAAUUCAAUCUUUCAUUGACCGGCUCGGCUCAGGCAAUCAUGGAAGCUCGUGGUGACUUACUCUUAAAUUGUCCUUUGGAGAUUAUGCUUACACUUCAGAUCCCACCCAACGCCAACUUGUCACUCUUGAAUGACCAUUGUCGUGAUCUCGAAAAAGAGUUUGACACCAAGAUCACCAUAGUACCCGAAAAAGCCAGUUGUUCUUCCCUUAUUUCAGACAACACAUUUACUGUGGAAAUAAUAGGGAGUCCUAUUCAAGUAGAACAAUGUCGUGUGCGCGUACUUGUGGCGAUUGAUGAAAUUAUGUAUGCCUUUAAAACCGAAAUAGUACGAUUGCCUUUGAAAUUACAGUACCUCAUUUGUGGAAGAAAGCGAGCUGGAUUAUUACCUAUUAUUGAAGAAACUUCAACCAACAUUUAUUUCCCUUCUCCAUUUACACAUCAUACCGAGACGAAGAAUACCAACAACGAAGAAGAAAAAGAUUUCCCAAUUUAUAUUACGGGUGAACAAGUACAUGUUUUACGUGUCAAAGACAUGUUGAACAAACUGGCUGUUCAAAAGGCAAAAUCAAUGUAUCACAAAGACACUGCACUUUAUGCAAGGAAAAUAGAUUGGCUUUUAUUACAUCGCCGAGAUGAAUUACGUAAAAUUAUGCACGAUAAUGGUGCCUAUAUUGAAUUUCCUACUUUGGGUUCUGGUGAUAACCGUGUCACUGUCUAUGCAGAAAACAGAGUAAAUGCAGAACGCACUUUGCGUGCACUUAAUUUCCAAGCGUGUAAUAUCUAUGAAGCCUGUUUCUUUUUCAACAAUGACGAUGGUGCUAUCUAUGAUCCUACUGGCUCACAUGCAUUUUUUGAGUCUACUACAAACCUGUCGAGUCUGGUGUCUCAACUUUCUCAAGUGUCUGGCUCAGAAGUCUUUUACAAGACAGAUCCUGGCUGUAUCGAAGUAUUGGGUGCAGAACGAGCCAUUCGAAAUGUCUAUCAACGUCUUCAAGAGAUGCAGUUUUUGCAAGUGUUUCAUCAAUAUACUGUCUUUCGAGUCGAGUCAUCUAACGAGCAACGCGAUUUUAUCUCGGGCAAAAAGAACGGUAAAAUCAACAAAAUUAUGAAGACCUCAGGUGCCAAAAUCCGGUUUGUUUCGUUUAUUAACGACUAUAAUUUUAUUAUUGAGGUCGAAAGUACGAGUUUCACAAAAGCGUUGGACGGUUUGACAUUACUUCAGGAAGAACUACCUGCUGAGAUUUCAUUUUAUGUGCCCGAAUCUUACCAUAAACGCAUUAUUGGUGUUGGCGGAAAAAACAUUCAGAGGAUCAUGAAAAAGUAUGGUGUCUAUGUCAAGUUUUCAAACACAGAAGAGUUUGCUUCCUUGGGUGGUUAUUACAACAACGAAGACAAUGUGGUAGCACGUACACCUAUGAAGAACCAAAUCAAUCUGGAUAAUUUACGCCAUGCUGUGAUGGAAUUGAUUCACCCUAAAGACCGUGAUUAUAUGGUAGAGUCAAUUCAGAUUCCUUUUCAUUUGCACCGCCUAUUGAUUCAUGACUAUCAAGAUACGUUUAUUACUGAAGAAUUGAUCAAGAAGACAAACACGCAUGUCUUGUGGCCUGAUGCAGAACUAGCCAGUAACACAGUUGAAUUGCUCGGUCCUGAGGCACACAUGUCUAUGGCUUUUAAGAUGAUGGAAAGUAUUGUGCCAGAAGCUUAUGAUUUGUAUGUUCCUACCAGUACCGCUUUUCACGAAGCAGUUCAGUCAGACUUGUUUCAAAAGAAAGUGGUGAGUGUGCUUGAUCAAGACUAUCAGGUCUCUGUUGAAACCAGUGCCCCUACAUCUGACCGAGGUGGAUUUAUUCGACUGAACAUGACCAGAGACAAAAUCAGCCUUGUGUUACAAGAUGCUUUACGUGUUGUCAUUGAUUAUUUGAACAGUCAAAAAGUGCCCUUGUUUGAAAGCACCACAGCAGAAAAACUGUUCCAUGCAGUCGAAAAGAAGCAACAGUUGAUAGUAAAAAAAGGUAAUUUGAGUGCUAGCAGUAGUUCCAGUCUUUUGGACUCUACCUUGCUAAAGCAUCCACCUGCUGCUUCGUCCAUGUUGAACUCUGUCAGCAUGAUGCGGUCUUCCACGGACACAGUCUAUAUUGCACCUUUCAGUCAAAAACAAGCCAAUACAUCUCCUCCCUCGCUUACACCUGCACAACCCGCUCAGUUUUUUAAUUUCACGAACGAUACUCCUCUUGAUAACAGUGGCUGGAUGUCUUCUUUGGCCCCUUCUGUGCAACCACAACCGAUACCUUCUACUUCUCUUCAAUCGAACGGCAGUGGUAAUAGUGCUGGUGGUGAUAACAACAAUAACACAAACAGUCAUUUGCGAGCCAUUUUUGAUGCUCCUAUGGAACUUACUGAACAAGAACGUGCUGUUUUGUCCAAUUAUCGUUAUCAACGCAUGAAUAUGCCUCCUCCUCCUCCCUCCAAUUUCGGAUUUCCCCAGGCUGUACCUUCUGCACCUACGUCAGAUAUCUGGUCUGCACCUACAGCACAAAUUUCAGGGAACCGUCGAUCUGCUUCAACUGCAUUUUCGCCUAAUACGAUGACAAGCCCACCUAGUAGUCAUCAUCGAGCAACAACAACAACAACAACAACAACAACAACAACAACAGGAACAACAGGAACAACUUAUGCACAAAGUGUCACGAAUGAAAAUCCAAACCUAAGACGAUACAAUGAAGCAAGUACUGGUGGUGGUAAUAAAAAUGUGUUUUAUCCUUCGAUGCAUAUGGCAUCCAACGAAUUUAACCCUUAUAACGAUUCACCUACACUGAAAUCAAGCCAAUCGAUGCCUGAACCCAUGCUUGAAGCUCAUUUUAGUUCGAAUCGACCUAAUUUUCAAACAUCGCCUUCGUUUCAUGGAAGCCAAGCACAAGCCUUUGGUCAACUUCAUUUAGGUAAUUAUCGACCUACAAGCAGUGGUAACUUUGUGCCUCAAAACACACCACCUCAACAUGAACAACAACAGUUUUUCACCAACACCAAUGAAUUAAAUGUUGUCCAAAAGGUAUUUGAAAAUCUGUCUACUCAAAGCAGUGGUUCGUCAGGUUACGACCCUCGCCGUCAAAACAAUCAUGAUCAAGAAAAAGGUUCAAGACCUCCUCCAGGUAUUGACAUUUAAACAUGUAUAGUCAUAUGCUGAAAAGAGUCUACAUUUUAUCCCCCUUUUUAUUAUCCCUUUUUUUUUUUUUUUAUCUCCUAGAAUUAAUAUCUAUAGUCUUUAUAUAGAAAUCAUUAAUCCACGUAUAUAUACAUAUAUUCUCUUUCUCUUUUUACAUAGACUUAUUCCUAUAUAUAUAUAAAACACACACACACACACUCAUAUAUAUAAUAUAAUAUA